AUGCCGGUUUCUAUGACCAUGGCUGCGUUCUGGGGCAUCUCAUGGUACCUUUGUGUGGAGCUGGGCGUCCGCCUGUUGUGGAUGCCCGUCAUGCACAAGAAGGGGCUGUACUUCUGGGCCUGUUGCGUAGCUUCGUUGGGCGUAUUGACCCAGCCGCUGUUCGUGGUCCUCAGCGCAUGGGGACCCCUCCAUAACGAGUCUUCUUACCUGGCCCAUUCUCUCCUUGAAGUCAGUUGGUGGAUGAUGGUGGUCCCGCAGUCCGUGGUCCUCUACUCGCGCCUCAACCUCGUCGUGUGGAAUCCCGACCACGCUCGCUACGUGCUCUACAUGAUCAUCUUCACCACCGUCUUCAUCUCUUUCCCCACAAUGGGCUUCGGCAUCGGGCUGCAAGACGCCACACGACCAGAUCUCGUGAGGUUCUACUUCAUCUGGGACAAAACUCAAGUCACCGUCUUCUUCGUACAAGAGGUCAUCAUCUCCUUGCUGUACAUUGUCGCAACACGACACGUCCUCCAGAAUCGAGCCACCAUUGGGGAUACCAAAAAGAACAUCAGAGCUGUAAUGAAUCAUCUCAUUUGGACCAAUGUUCUCGUCGUGAGUCUAGACAUCGCGCUCCUCGGCCUUUCCGUGUCCAAUCAAUACUUCGUCGCAGGCGCUUUCCGGCCGUGCGUGUACGGUGUAAAGCUUCGAGUCGAAUUCUCGAUUCUGAACCGCCUUGUCCAAUGCCUUCGGGGACAGACGGACCAGUCGUACCCCUACUCCAACAGGAACAGUGGGCAAAGUAAUGAGCAACCGCGCGACUCCCACUGGCGGUCUACUCCGCGCGACAACGUUACGCUCAAGACAUUAAGCCACGACAGCGAGGUCAACAUCCUGCCGCCCAGUCGCAGCCACGACUCGAGGGAGCGUUGGGAUCGAAGUGUGGAGUCCGCGCAGAACAAGGACUAA
This is a messenger RNA of Mytilinidion resinicola, 948 nucleotides long. RefSeq lists its product as uncharacterized. Bases 1 to 948 code for a protein of 315 amino acids. The record is from RefSeq and is a predicted model, not a curated record. Lineage: Eukaryota; Fungi; Ascomycota; Dothideomycetes; Mytilinidiales; Mytilinidiaceae. The transcript is spliced from 2 exons.